CCUAAUUCUCUCUCUCUCGCUCUAUUUCCUCUCCUCCCUCCAUUUCUUCUCCGGCCUGCUUUUUUUCUCCGGCCGCCAUCUAUUAUCUGGCCGAAUUCGUGGCUAAUAAUGUUUAAUCGAUUCUUAUCUCUGGACGCCGUUUCUUUUCACUCAAAAUCUACUAUUUCAAUCAAAUCAAAACCUAGGGUUUGCUAUCAAAAAUUUUAGAACCCUAAAAUAAUAAGCAGAAAUCGAAUGGAUCCGAUUGAGGACGGCGGAAGCGAAUACGACAUAGCAGAAGAAGAUGAAAAAACCACUAAUCAUCUCCGUGAUCGUUUUCGCCUUUCCACAAUCUCUAUUGCUCAAUCUGAAGUGUUACAGAGAAUAAAUGCAAGGGAGUUGUGUUAUUUCUAGCACAAUUAGAUCUCGAUUAGCUUCUUGAUGACUUUUAAAAACACUCGCUGUGGAAGGAAAUUGGAAGAAACAGUCAAUAAGUAUCGCGAACUAAGUGAAACCCGACUUACUUACAUGAGCGAGUUACAGUUUUUGAUUGAGUUCAAGAGGAGGUAUUUCGUCAUUGCAAAUGAUGAAGCUGAACAUAAGGAGAAUGAUGAGGAAACUAAAGAAGAAAAAGAAGAAGUAGAAGAAGAAGAUGUAGAAGAAGAGGAAGAAGAAGAAGAAGAAGAAGAAGAAGAAGAAGAAGAAGAAGAAGCUCAAGAUGAGGAUGAUGAGGAGGAUGCUGAUCAGAAAGUAGCGGAGAUGCAAAUUACUAGAAAGUUGAGAAAAAGAAAGAAGCCUAAUAAACAAGUUGGUUACAUAUGGCAAGUUAAGAAAACGCCCAUGAAAAAAUGCAAGAAAUUAGCCAUCAAGAAUCCCACAGAUAGAUGGUCAAAGAGAGGUAUGAUGCUGAACUCGGUCUUUUAGAAUUAAUGAAGGAAAAGCAAGCAAAGAUAGGCAAUCCAAUUACAAGGCCUCAACUUAGAAUUGAAGCAAGAAAGAGGAUUGGUGACACUGGCCUCUUAGACCACCUCCUCAAACAAGUCGCAAACAAGGUGGCAAUAUUUUUAGGUUGGUCAUGGAUUAUAAUCAAAAGUUAUUGCUCCUCAUUGUGAUGUUCUUGUAUCUUCGCUACUUCAGUUAUGUCCGAGCACCAUUUUACAUUAGAGUUGUUGCAAGGGAAUGAUACACAAUGCAUUGAACUCCUACGUAUGUCUUGCGCUUCACAAUUUUAUACGAAAAGAGGGUUUAAGUGAUGAGUUUUUCUGAUGAAUAUGAUCAACCAAAUGUAACCCUUCAAAAUGGAGAUGAGAGUGUAAUGGGUGGUGGUGAAGAUGGAGAACAAGUACCAAGACAUGGAAGUGCAGCGGACCGUGAAUUCAUGAGUCAACUUCGAGAUCAAAUAGCACAACGCUUAAUGCAAAACAAUGUACUUCAAUUUUGUUUUGCUAUUUUUGUAUUUUUAAUAUAACUUGAAUGUUAAAUAACUUUUAUCUUGUAAGAUCAGCUUAACCUUACAUAUUAUGAGUUUAUGCUUACAUUAUCCAAUUUAUAAAACAAAAAGUCUUAUAUUUUUA
Molecule: messenger RNA, 1553 nt
Organism: Erigeron canadensis
Lineage: Eukaryota; Viridiplantae; Streptophyta; Magnoliopsida; Asterales; Asteraceae
Product: histone H3.v1-like
Exons: 4
Coding region: 421-903 (160 amino acids)
Source: RefSeq, a predicted model, not a curated record